AUGACCAACUUCCCGCCGUGCCUCACCUUGCUUCCGCGGGUGCCCACGCUGCUUCCCCCGGCUCAUCACCUCGCUUCCCCCCGUUCCCGACCUUCUUUCCCCCUGGUCCGCACCUUCCUUCCCCCCAUUCUCCACCUUCCUUCGCCCCAUUCCCCACCUCGCUUCCCCCCAUUCCCCACCUCGCUUCCCCCCAUUCCCCUCCUUGUUUCCCCCUGGUCCGCACCAUCCGCCCCCCUGUUCCCCACCUUCCUUCCCCCCAUUCCUCACCAUCCUUCCCCCUCUUCCCCACCAUCCUUCCCCCACUUCCCCACCUUCCUUCCCCCCAUUCCCCACCUUGUUUCCCCCUGGUCCGCACCAUCCUCCCCCUUGUUCCCCACCUUCCUUCUCCCCAUUCCUCACCAUCCUUCCCCCUCUUCCCCACCAUCCUUCCCUCAUUUCCCCACCUUCCUCCCCCCCAUUCCUCACCUUCCUUUCCCCCAUUCCCGACCUUCCUUCGCCCCAUUCCCCACCUCGCUUCCCCCCAUUCCCCACCUCGCUUCCCCCCAUUCCCCACCUCGCUUCCCCCCAUUCCCCACCUCGCUUCCCCCCAUUCCCCACCUCGCUUCCCCCCAUUCCCCACCUCGCUUCCCCCCAUUCCCCACCUUGUUUCCCCCUGGUCCGCACCAUCCUCCCCCCUGUUCCCCACCUUCCUUCCCCCCAUUCCUCACCAUCCUUCCCCCUCUUCCCCACCAUCCUUCCCCCACUUCCCCACCUUCCUUCCCGCCAUUCCUCACCUUCCUUCCCCCCGUUCCCAACCUGGAUUCCCCCCAUUCUCCACCUUCCUUCCCCCCAUUCCCCACCUCGCUUCCCCCCAUUCCCCACCUCGCUUCCCCCCAUUCCCCACCUUGUUUCCCCCUGGUCCGCACCAUCCUCCCCCCUGUUCCCCACCUUCCUUCUCCCCAUUCCUCACCAUCCUUCCCCCUCUUCCUCACCAUCCUUCCCUCAUUUCCCCACCUUCCUCCCCCCAAUUCCUCACCUUCCUUUCCCCCAUUCCCGACCUUCCUUCGCCCCAUUCCCCACCUCGCUUCCCCCCAUUCCCCACCUCGCUUCCCCCCAUUCCCCACCUCGCUUCCCCCCAUUCCCCACCUCGCUUCCCCCCAUUCCCCACCUUGUUUCCCCCUGGUCCGCACCAUCCUCCCCCUUGUUCCCCACCUUUCUUCUCCCCAUUCCUCACCAUCCUUCCCCCUCUUCCCCACCAUCCUUCCUUCAUUUCCCCACCUUCCUCCCCCCCAUUCCUCACCUUCCUUCCCCCCAUUCCCGACCUUCCUUCGCCCCAUUCCCCACCUCGCUUCCCCCCAUUCCCCACCUCGCUUCCCCCCAUUCCCCACCUUGUUUCCCCCUGGUCCGCACCAUCCUCCCCCCUGUUCCCCACCUUCCUUCCCCCCAUUCCUCACCAGCCUUCCCCCUCUUCCCCACCAUCCUUCCCCCACUUCCCCACCUUCCUUCCCGCCAUUCCUCACCUUCCUUCCCCCCGUUCCCAACCUGGAUUCCCCCCAUUCUCCACCUUCCUUCCCCCCAUUCCCCACCUCGCUUCCCCCCAUUCCCCACCUCGCUUCCCCCCAUUCCCCACCUCGCUUCCCCCCAUUCCCCACCUCGCUUCCCCCCAUUCCCCACCUUGUUUCACCCUGGUCCGCACCAUCCUCCCCCCUGUUCCCCACCUUCCUUCCCCCCAUUCCUCACCAUCCUUCCCCCUCUUCCCCACCAUCCUUCCCCCACUUCCCCACCUUCCUUCCCGCCAUUCCUCACCUUCCUUCCCCCCGUUCCCAACCUGGAUUCCCCCCAUUCCCCACCUUCCUUCCCCCCAUUCCUCACCAUCCUUCCCCCUCUUCCCCACCAUCCUUCCCCCACUUCCCCACCUUCCUUCCCGCCAUUCCUCACCUUCCUUCCCCCCGUUCCCAACCUGGAUUCCCCCCAUUCUCCACCUUCCUUCCCCCCAUUCCCCACCUCGCUUCCCCCCAUUCCCCACCUCGCUUCCCCCCAUUCCCCACCUUGUUUCCCCCUGGUCCGCACCAUCCUCCCCCCUGUUCCCCACCUUCCUUCUCCCCAUUCCUCACCAUCCUUCCCCCUCUUCCUCACCAUCCUUCCCUCAUUUCCCCACCUUCCUCCCCCCAAUUCCUCACCUUCCUUUCCCCCAUUCCCGACCUUCCUUCGCCCCAUUCCCCACCUCGCUUCCCCCCAUUCCCCACCUCGCUUCCCCCCAUUCCCCACCUCGCUUCCCCCCAUUCCCCACCUCGCUUCCCCCCAUUCCCCACCUCGCUUCCCCCCAUUCCCCACCUUGUUUCCCCCUGGUCCGCACCAUCCUCCCCCUUGUUCCCCACCUUUCUUCUCCCCAUUCCUCACCAUCCUUCCCCCUCUUCCCCACCAUCCUUCCUUCAUUUCCCCACCUUCCUCCCCCCCAUUCCUCACCUUCCUUCCCCCCAUUCCCGACCUUCCUUCGCCCCAUUCCCCACCUCGCUUCCCCCCAUUCCCCACCUCGCUUCCCCCCAUUCCCCACCUUGUUUCCCCCUGGUCCGCACCAUCCUCCCCCCUGUUCCCCACCUUCCUUCCCCCCAUUCCUCACCAUCCUUCCCCCUCUUCCCCACCAUCCUUCCCCCACUUCCCCACCUUCCUUCCCGCCAUUCCUCACCUUCCUUCCCCCCGUUCCCAACCUGGAUUCUCCCCAUUCUCCACCUUCCUUCCCCCCAUUCCCCACCUCGCUUCCCCCCAUUCCCCACCUCGCUUCCCCCCAGAGUGGGAGAGGUCUCCGGGCCGGAGGGAUGA
Closterium sp. Naga37s-1 is the source of this 2799-nucleotide messenger RNA. The record is from the annotation of a GenBank genome assembly. NCBI's taxonomy places the organism in Eukaryota, Viridiplantae, Streptophyta, Zygnematophyceae, Desmidiales, Closteriaceae.